Messenger RNA from Triticum dicoccoides, 1413 nucleotides. RefSeq names its product ervatamin-B-like. The record is from RefSeq and is a predicted model, not a curated record. Lineage: Eukaryota; Viridiplantae; Streptophyta; Magnoliopsida; Poales; Poaceae. Gene Ontology annotation, biological process: proteolysis. Bases 23 to 1141 code for a protein of 372 amino acids. Gene Ontology annotation, molecular function: cysteine-type peptidase activity. The transcript has 2 exons.
UCAAGUGUUCUUGCAUCAACACAUGGGCAUGGCUCCCCUCUUCCGCUCGUUGCCUCUCCUCGUCCUCCUAGUCACCCUCUCCAGCACCACAUUACCUUCCUCCCGUGCUAUGUCCGGCGAUGGAGACGACCAUGACCUGCUGAUGCUGGGUAGGUUCCACCGGUGGAUGUCAGCGCAUGGCCGGACGUACCAUAGUGCCGCCGAGAAGCUGCGGCGGUUUGAGGUGUACCGUCGCAACGUGGACCUCAUCGAUGCCUCCAACAGGGAGGCCGAGAGGCUCGGCUAUGAGCUCGGUGAGAACGAGUUCACCGACCUCACUAAUGAGGAGUUCAUGGCGCGGUAUGUCGGUGGCGCUUAUGGUGGAGCCCGUGAUGGUGGUGGUCUCAUCACUACUUUAGCCGGAGAUGUUGCAGAGCAGGCAGUAUCAUCCAAGAAUGCCGUCGAGGAGGAUCGUAAUUUAACGAUGACCGCCGCUGACCCUCCCCGGCAGUUCGACUGGAGGGAACAUGGUGUUGUCACGCCUGCCAAGCAACAAGGGGCAUGUGGAUGCUGCUGGGCAUUUGCUGCAGCGGCGACGGUGGAGAGCUUGAACAAGAUAAAGGGCGGGGAGCUGGUUGACCUGUCCGUGCAGGAGCUGGUUGACUGCAGCACGGGUGUGUUCAGCUCGCCAUGCGGCUACGGGUGGCCCAAGAGCGCACUCGAAUGGAUCAAAUCAAAAGGCGGCCUCUUCACGGAGGCCGAGUACCCCUACUUGGCCAAGCGAGGCAGAUGCGCGGUGCACGACGCAGCCCGCCGCCUCGGCAAAAUCACCGGCGUCCAGAAUGUACGGCCGGGCAGCAGCGAGAGCGCGCUGGCGCUGGCCGUGCUCGGGACGCCCGUGACUGUCCAAAUCGACGGGAGCGGCCCCGUGCUGCAGAACUACAAGUCCGGCGUGUACAAGGGGCCGUGCACCACCAGCCAGAACCACGUGGUGACGGUGGUCGGCUACGGGGUCACCGGCGCCGGAGAAGAGUACUGGAUCGCCAAGAACUCGUGGGGGCAGACAUGGGGUCAGAAGGGCUUCUUCUUCGUGCGCAGAGGAGCCGACGGGCCCCGCGGGCUGUGUGGCAUCGCCAUGUACGGUGCCUACCCCGUCAUGUAGUUAGUGCUAUAUCAUAAUAGUCUGCGCGCUGGGUAUACUACAUAUGACGCGCAGCGUAAUGUGGAAUUAAAAUAAGCUGCAUCAAUGCAUGUGCACGCACAUGCUGACUGUGAACGAUGAUGCCACGGAUACCUAUGGCUGGAUCUACGCUAAAUUACUUUGGCACCGUACCUGUAGAUGAUACGAUAUAUUACUAUAUAUAUUUGUGUGGCCCUACGUGUGGUGUUACGUCUAUGUUUUGUCAGGUGUAUGUGUUUGAAAUGUAAGUGCAA